GCGUUUCAAGUGUGCUAGUACAGGUUUCCGACUAGUUUCAACACAGCAUAUACAAAAAGUGGUUUUCUUCGGUACAAAAUGUUCUCCUUGGUUCUAGAACUUAGUAAUGAGAAAGUGCUUGUUCACAGGAAUCACUGGUGAGAUUCGCCAUCAGGACGAUGACGUCACAUGGGAGAAAAGAUGGUUGAGCAGCUAAAGGAGGCUCAACAUACGGCAGAAAAACAGUGACAUGUCCUGCGUGUAAACUGUGUCAGUGUCUCAAAAAGAAGUAUACCGUAGCUGUCGCCAACUACUUUCUACUGUAGGUGGAGAAAAGAGAAAUGCAGCUUAAGGCUCGGCUUUGACAGCGCUCCUCAUCGAGCGGCUAACAUCUAAGGAGAUGCUUGCCGUGCUUGAGAAAAGUAGAGGCAAGGACGUUGAUGCAGUUGAGCUGUCAGAGUGGAAAAGCUGCCUCCAGAGAAGGCUGUUCGAUGUCGAGCUGAAGCCUGAAGCUUGGUUGCACACAGCAGACAAUCACCAGAAGUUCCCGAUUAAAGAAGAAGUUCCUCUUGAGAAGAGAGUGAGGCCCAGUCUGAACCAGAAGGAGCAGCAGCACAUUAAAAAAGAGGAAGAGGAGGAAGUGUGCAUUAAACAGGAGGAGGAUGAGAUCGUCACUGUGAUUGUAAAGAGUGAAGAAGAACAAAACGCAAAGGACUUUAGUGGACCUGGAUCAGCCUGGGACUUCAGUAAACACAAGCAUUUAGGAAGAGAUAGUGAAGGCAGAGCUAAGGAUUCUUCUGAGACAGAAGACAGUGAAGAUGGUUGGAAAGACUGCAGUGAACCUUCAAGUUCCAAGACGAUAGAAACCACAGGGUUUUUUGGCGAUGUGACAAGUAACACUGCCAAGAAACUAAUUUGUUCCUAUUGUGGUAAAAUAUUUACAUGUAAGUCAAAUCUUGUGAGGCAUCAAAUAAUUCAUACUGGAGAGAAACCUUUUAGUUGCUCUAAAUGUUGUAAAAGGUUUACACAGAAGGGACAUCUAAGAAGACAUGAAAAAAUUCAUAUAGGAGAGAUUAUUUAUUCUGGUGAAAAACUAUUUAGUUGCUCUGAUUGCGGAAACAUAUUUAUUUCUGAGAGUGAUCUGUGUUCACAUAAGACAAUUCACACAAGAGAGAACCAAUUUUGUUGCCAAGAAUGUGGGAAAAUAUUUUCGCGCAAGAGCUGUCUUAAGAAACACGAACAAAUUCAUACGGGAGAGAGACCAUUUAGUUGCUCUGAGUGUAGUAAAAAUUUUAGACACAUGGAUCAUUUAAAGUCACACCAGAAAACACAUACAGGGGAGAAACCAUUCAGUUGCUUUGACUGUGGGAAAAGAUUUGCUCACAUGUUUGCACUAAGGUCACAUUUGAAAGUUCAUACAGGAGAAAAACCAUUUAGUUGCUCCGAGUGUGGUAAACGUUUCACUAGAGCAAAAGAAAAAGUGAGACAUGAGAGAAUUCACGCGGGAGACAAACCAUAUAGUUGCUCUGCGUGUGGUAAAUGUUUUAUUCAAAAAAGCAGUCUGAGGGAACAUGAAAGAAUUCAUACAGGAGAAAAACCCUAUUGUUGUCAUUAUUGUGGUAAAAGGUUUAGGCAGGCAGACCAGAUGACAAAACAUGAGAGAAUUCACACAGGAGAGAAACCAUUUAGUUGCCCUGAGUGUGGUAAAAAAUUUAGAAGAUCAGAUCAGCUGUCUAGACAUUUCAGAAUUCAUACGAGGCAGAAUCAGAAAAAAGACGUUGACACAACACAACCUCUUUCCCAGGAGAGUAAACCCUUCAGUUGCAGUCCGGACCAAGAUCGGCAUUGAAAACGUUGAUCAUUUAACAUUCAAUAUGUUUUAUAUAAUGUAAUAUUCAAAUACAUACCGUAUUUUCCGCACCUUCAAUGAAUGACAUAUUUUAAAACUUUUUCCAUAUAUAAGGCGCACCGCAUUAUAAGGCGCUACAGUAGAGGCUGUAGUUACGUUAUGCAACCAUUAGAUGGUGCCGCGCUAAAGGGAAUGUCAACAAAACAGUCAGAUAGGUCAGUCAAACUUUAUUAAUAGAUUACAAACAAGCUUUCCACAACUCCAUUCACUCCCAAAAUGAAUAAACAGCUGUUUUAUUAUUUUCUCUGAGGUAAAGCAUUAGCAUUUGCGUGACGCAUCUUUAACCUCUUUUAACAACAGCAAGGUAUAACAUUUUACUUUUCCUCCAUUCAGUCAACACGCAAAAAACAGUCUGAUACUGUUACGGUAAAUUAAACGUUAGUGCAAUCACAAUAUAGUGACACUCGUAAUGUGCAAAAACAAUAACAAGUGCAAAACAAUAACAAUAACAAUAAAGCAAUAGCA
This is a messenger RNA of Cynoglossus semilaevis (tongue sole), 2353 nucleotides long. RefSeq names its product zinc finger protein OZF-like. The transcript has 2 exons. Gene Ontology annotation, molecular function: DNA-binding transcription repressor activity, RNA polymerase II-specific; RNA polymerase II cis-regulatory region sequence-specific DNA binding. The record is from RefSeq and is a predicted model, not a curated record. Gene Ontology annotation, biological process: negative regulation of transcription by RNA polymerase II; regulation of immune system process; regulation of cytokine production. NCBI's taxonomy places the organism in Eukaryota, Metazoa, Chordata, Actinopteri, Pleuronectiformes, Cynoglossidae. The coding region runs from base 380 to 1828 and encodes 482 amino acids. Gene Ontology annotation, cellular component: nucleoplasm.